AUGAGUGACUUCGAAGAUAGCAAUUUAAGGGAUAGAACCCCUGAGAAAACCAAACGCUCGCGAAAUGAAGGUUCAAAAUCCAAGAAACCAACACAUAAAAAACAAAAGUUUCGCACAGAAUGGAUGGACGAAAAAGAUUUUAAAAUUUGGCUCGUUCCAGUUGUAGGUGAACCUUUUAAAGGUAAAUGUAAAUUAUGUAGUCUUGAGUUAACUGCAGAAUUAACUGUUCUAAAAAAACACCAAAGCUCACAAAAACAUCUACUAAAUCUCCGUUCAACUAAAAAUAUUAAACAAACAAUAAACUCAUACUUCAUUGAUGAUUCUAAAAGUAAACUCCAAGACCAAAUCAAAAAAGCCGAAAUGUUACUUUGUGGGUUUAUUUCAGAACAUAAUUUGUCUUUCAAUACGAUUGGUCAUUUAAGCAAAUUAUGCCAAGAAGCAUUUACUGAUUCUAGCAUAGCGAAAGGUUUAAAUAUUGGCCGAACAAAAGCUACAGCAAUUACGAAAAAUGUAAUUGGUAAAUGCUACCAUGAGGAUUUGGCAAACAAACUAAAGAAGUAUAAAUUUAGUGUUGUAAUUGAUGAAAGUACAGACAUAGGAACAGUUAAAAAUAUGGCGAUUUGUGUUAAAUACUAUGAUGGAGAACUCAAUAAAUUGGAAACAAAAUUUUGGGAACUAGUUCAACUUUUCACAGAUCCAGCGAGUGCAAAGGCGGGUGCUACUGCUGACAAAUUAUACAGUACUAUGUUGAAUUCUUUUAUUGAAAAUAAAAUUACAUUGGAUAAUAUAAUUGGUUUUGCGUCAGAUGGCUGUAAUACCAUGUUUGGGGCGCAUAAUUCUGUUUCUUCAAAACUAAAAGAGCAAUUUCCAGGUAUCUUUGUACAAAAAUGUAUUUGCCAUAGUUUGCAUCUCGUCGCUAGUGCAGCAUGUAAGACUCUCCCAAGAGACUGUGAAGAUCUGGUUCGUGACAUAUUUAAUUAUUUUAAAUCUAGCUGCAAAAGAAUUUCUCAAUUGAAAGAAUUUCAAGAUCUUUGUGAAUUAGAGCCUCAUAAAAUGUUACGUCCAGCCCAGACCAGAUGGUUAUCACUUUCUAUGGCAGUAUCUCGAAUUAUUGAGCAAUGGGAGGCUCUAAAACAAUAUUUUGCUGCAAAUUAUAAAGACGAUAGGCUAAAAGUUGCUGAAAAUAUUUAUCAUCGUUUAAAGGACCCUUCACUUUUUAUGUAUUAUACAUUUUUAAAUUAUAUUCUUCCAAAAAUUACUUCACUCAACAAAUUAUUCCAAAGCGAUAAAACAGUUAUUGAUUCUGUGUUUACUAAAAUGUCUGAGCUGUACAAAGAUAUUCUAUUUUCAUUCGUUAGGAAAAUUCCGAACCCGUUUACGUACAAUCCUAAUGACGAAUCCCAAUAUUUACCACUCAAGAGUAUUUAUUUGGGUGCAUCAAUGUUUUUAUUAACACAAAAUAAAAAUAUUGAUGAACAGAUGCUUUUAGAUGUGUUAAAGCGAUGCAGACUGUUUUUAAUAGAAAUUUGCAUAGAAAUCAAAUUACGGUUUGAUUUUAGUGAUAAAAUCUUAUCUUCACUUAUUUAUAUUUCACCUAAAAAUAUAUUUAGCCAAGAGCAUUCAAAUACUCUAUUAAAUUUCGUUAUAUUAUUCCCAAGAAUAUGUAAUGAUGAAAUUCAGAUGCAAGUCAUUGAUGAUGAAUGGCGAAAAUUAAAUUCUUACUUUGAUUUAGACAUAAUUAAUAUACUGAAAAAUAAAAAUGUUGAUAUGUUUUGGUUAGAUCUUUAUUUGUAUGAAGAAAAUGGGGAGAAGCUGUUUUCUAAUCUUUCAGCAUUUGUUCUAAAUAUUUUGUCAUUACCACAGUCAAAUUGUGUUUGUGAACGACUGUUUUCCAAAGUUAACUUAAUUAAAACUAAAUUACGAAAUAAAUUAAUGACUAAUACAAUAAAUGGCUUAAUAAACACUAGUGAAUGUGUAAAAAUCACUACAUGUGUUAAAUUCCAACCAACUAAAACCAUGUAUGCAAGCAUGAAUAAUGAAAUGUAUGAUUUUUCAAAAGAUGAAUUGAACAGUGAAAUAUUUAUUGACGAAAUUGUUUUUGAAUAA
This is a messenger RNA of Macrosiphum euphorbiae (potato aphid), 2106 nucleotides long. The record is from the annotation of a GenBank genome assembly. Lineage: Eukaryota; Metazoa; Arthropoda; Insecta; Hemiptera; Aphididae.